CCAUUCUAUGAUUCUAUGACAAUUGUUAAGCAGCAGUUCCAUACUUUUCUAUAGAUCUUUUUCAUAAUAAGGAGAUUUUAGAAAUAUUUCAAAAGCACAGCCAUUUGGAUACACUAUAUUUUCCCUAAUUUUAAAUGUCUGUCAUGCAGAAAAUUGAGUUUUGUGUUUUUGAAUGUGAAAACAAAGAACAUAGACCCCUUGCUCUCAUAGUUCAUUCUUUUCAAACCAUUUUUCUAAUCAUACAUGGAACUUUUAAUAUAUUUAUUAUUUACUGCUUUCCCUUGAAGCCUACUUUCAAGUUCACAAAUAAUUAUUUGUUUUUAUGCCUUUUCAUGAUUUAAAAGUCAUCUUAAUGACGAAAGACGUUUUCCAUUAAAGAUCAUUCCACUAUUGCAAUGCUGUAAAUACUUCUAAGAGGCAAAUACUUGUUAUAAGAAUCCCCUAUGCUUCUCAUUCAUGCUAAGGUAUUGGGAAGAGGAAAUAAGAUGUCUUAUCAAGAAGCUAAUUAGCAUGAUGGCACAUAAUUAAGGAAAAAAAAAAGGAAAGGGAAAUUAAUUUACUGAAGACUGUUGAAAGAAAAGAGAUGAAGACAGCGUAAGACAGAAAGGGGAAUAAGGAAUCUGCUUCCACUAGAAAAUCAAUUCAAGAGCUAAUAUUGCAGAAGAACUAAAUGCAGGCUUCAGCUGUGACAUGGACUCCCAAUAUAUGAAAUAUUUAGGUGCUGCACAGUGGGAACAUUGAUUAAACCUGAAGGCUUUUUCAUGUUAUGUCACCAUAGGAAGGGAAUUGCCCAUUCCUGUAUGUGUGAAUCAAAUAUCAUUAUCAGCAGGGCAGAACAACACAAAAGGACUUUUUUUUUCACAUGGUGGACAAAGUGGUUUUGAAUCACUUAGGUCUCUGGUGGGAUUUAGAUAUUUUGAAGUAAAUCUCUCAACACUCUUAACAUUAAAACAUAUCAGCAUUGGAAAAAUCUGGAGAAGUGGAUCCAGGUCAUCCUCUCUUUGCAGAUCAGUCCACGUACGGCAAUGUAGAGAGAUGAUGCAGUAAUCCUGUGGUGUCAGAUAAACCUGGUCAGAAGCAAAAGGCCAAACCAACUAACCAAACUUCUUGAAUGCAAAAGCAAAACCCCGCUGAUACAAAGCUUUAACAAAACGCACAGGGCUAGGGCAACUUAGCAGCAAUUACCAUGCAUUCAAAAACAGAUGCGUGAAAUGCAAGCAAGUUCUUGUUCUUACAGAAGUGAGUGAACAGCUUUAAAGUUCAAGGCUCUAACACAUGCAAUAGUAUGUAUUACACAUGCCAGUCCUACUACUUAUUUAGAAAAGAAAACAAAGGGGAAUGAAUAGGGCAACCAUUUAGAAUUAUAUUUUGCAUUAUGGGUUAGCUGUCAUGAAAGCAAGCAGCAGUAUUUAUAAUGGGGGAGAGGGUCGGGGAGGAAAAUAGAUACUUCCAAAAGAAAAAUCAGCAUUAAAAAUCGUCUGUCAGAAUUACUACUGGUCUUUCCUUGACACAGUCGUUUAUACGAAGCAAGCAGGGGGAAAUCAGAGAUUACCAGGAGAGCUUUCAAACUUGCUUUUAUCAUUUGAUAUAGACAUAGACUACAACAACAACAAUAAAUAACAGUCUUUUUAUAAGUAAAGAAUUAGUUCAGUGUAUCAUGUAUUUAAUUUGGCUUCUGUUGCCUAGAAUUGGUUCAAUCCUCAGCAGCAGCUGUCUGAAACUGAGAGAAAAAAAACAUAUCUGGGAUAGCAGUAGAGAGGGUUUAGAUUAAUUUUUGAAAUCUCUGCAUUUUAUUUAGCUUCUGCUGCCAUCUACAGUAGCCAUUGCCACUCUGCACAAAGGGCAGGUACAGCAGUGAGAGGAACAAGGUAAAAAUUCAGGUCAGUAACAAGCUGAGCUAGAAAGAACUGGGGUACUUUAGCUAACAGUCAUGGAAGGAACUAACGAGUCCUCUUUGUGGAUAACAUCCCUCUCUCAGUUAGAGCCCAAAAAUUCAUUCACAGCUACUUCCCUGCUCUGUAAAUGAGUUAACUCACCUGCAGAGCACACAGAUAAAAGCACACACCUCAUCAGUCUAUGCAGAUCAACACAGCAGUGGAGCUGUCUAUGAAGUGAUGAAAGUUUUAAUUUCUCUUGGAAGGAUUGGUACAUGGGUGACCACUAGCUUGGUUCAGCUUUUAAUGUUUCCAUUUGGUCAUUUUUUGAAAAGAUGAGCACUAUACGGAAUGUAUUUUGAAUCUUCUCCUGAAGAGCCUUUUGUAACCUAAAUAUUUUUACUAGCUAUCUUAGCAGAAAUAUUUUACAUUUCGGGUAAUAUCAUUUAUGAAAUAUUUUCUCAUCAGAUUAUGAUAUAACCAAGAGGUGAGCAGCAUUUCCCUUAUUUUUAUAUCAUAUCAACUUUGAAGACACAAGAUCUCAGUGUGCUCUGGCUGAGAGGCCUGCUUUGCUUGAGCUGAGAUGGAGCCCAGUCACCUGUGGAAGAUGGGAAAACCUCGGGAUUCCUGCACCAAAUAACAUCCUCAUCAGCACAGCCCAACGCAGCUGCCUUCGAAAUACCACUGGAAGACAAAGAGAACAAACAUCCUUUCUGCCAGCCCAGAGGUUGCACAAGGCCUACAGCCAUGCCUCACUCUGGGAAGCACUGGGAAACCUUCCAGGUGCUUGAAAGCAUCUGGAUUUACCCAGCUUGGAGGCUGAGCAUUUACAGCUGUAUAAACUACAGAGAAAUACCCAGUUAAUCCCGUCUCCUCCUUACCGUGAGGUUUAAUAACAUAAUCGCUAGGUGAAACAGUGCUAUGCUGUUGAGGUGAGUGGUUGCAGGGACGUGUACAGAAAUCUGGCACCCAAUUACCUGCCCCUCCCUUGACUGCACGCUCACAAAUCACGCGCAUGUGUCUUCAGCAUGGACUCAGGCAGGCAGAGAAGCAGUGUCUGCAUUACUCCCCAGUGUCUGCAGUUCGCCUGCACCCACCAUGUCCAGCUCAGGCACGGCUCUCCAUCCGGGAAGGGAAAAUUCUAAGCUGCGCAUCUGGGUGUGAAUGUGGGAAAAGGCAACAGGCGUGAGCAAAAUGCUACUAAAACUCAUCUGCUUCGUCCUCUGCACUCUGAUUGCACCUAAUCUCACAGGACUUUUAGGUGAAGAUGCUCCACUGCCAGCACCUCAGAAUAUCUCUAUUCUUUCUACCAACAUGAGACAUUUCUUAAUGUGGAGUCCUGUGACGGUCCAGGGAGAAACUGUGAGAUACUCUGUUGAGUUUCAGGGGGAAUAUGAACGGGAGUACGCUAACGAAAGCUGGAUCCCCAUCUGUGAGUGUUCCCUCAUCACAGCCACAGUAUGUAACAUCACAGAGGAUAUCUCAGCCACUGUGGCCUAUAACCUGCGUGUAAGGGCAGUCAACGGUGCUCAAAGAUCAGAAUGGGGCACCCUGAAAGGAUUCUUCAUUCGCAACACAACUUCCCUGACCCCACCUCUGAUGAAGGUCAUGGCAGAUGGGUAUCAUUUACUAGUGGAGCUGGAAAACAUGGGACCUGCCUUUCAGUUCUGUAUUCUCUACUGGGAGAAGGGCCAGGAGAGCAGGAUGCAACAGAAGAUGGUGAAGGACGUCAGCUCCACAAUUCAUCUGGCCACCAUGGAGGCAGCAGCUGAAUACUGUGUAAAAGCCCAGACGUAUGUUGAGACAAUCAACAGAAGCAGUAGCUUCAGCCAAACACAGUGCGUGAGGGCACCAGGUAACAGAUCCAUGUGGCUCAUUACAGUCCUCAUGUCCUCUGCUGGCUUUGCUGUGGCUGCUUUGACUCUGCCUUUCCUUGCCUGGAAAACAAGAAAAAUCUUCCAGUAUUCCUGCUGCCCCAUUGCUGUCCUGCCAGACACACUGAAAGUACCAGAGCCCCCCACCCAGCUGAUACUGUGCGGGAGGGAAGAAGCUGAGCAGUGUGAUCUGAUGGUGCACGUGAUGCCCCCAGAAGAGGUUCUCCGCCUGUGGAUUCAAGAAACGCUUUAGAACAUCCUGUAGAACUUCUAA
This is a messenger RNA of Numida meleagris (helmeted guineafowl), 4022 nucleotides long. It is a transcript of the gene IL20RB, whose product is annotated as interleukin 20 receptor subunit beta. Gene Ontology annotation, molecular function: interleukin-20 binding. NCBI's taxonomy places the organism in Eukaryota, Metazoa, Chordata, Aves, Galliformes, Numididae. The record is from RefSeq and is a predicted model, not a curated record. The transcript has 7 exons. Bases 3039 to 4001 code for a protein of 320 amino acids.